Molecule: messenger RNA, 1965 nt
Organism: Staurois parvus
Lineage: Eukaryota; Metazoa; Chordata; Amphibia; Anura; Ranidae
Source: the annotation of a GenBank genome assembly
AUGUCAGUUGCAUACUGUCUCUUAUGCUACAGAAAGGUUAGUACUUCUGGCACAGCGUCAAGACCUGAACACAACUGGAAAUAUAUCAAAAAUAUUGCCAAGAUAACAGGAUCAUUGUUAUUAGGGGGAUGUUUGCUUUUCACAUAUGAAAUCCAGUCUCUUAGAAGGUCUAUUACGCUUGAUACACAGGCAGUACGGCAGGAGAAGCUAAAGUCCUAUAUUUAUUUACAAACCGUCCCAUUGGAGCAAAAUGACUUCCAAAGUUUUACAAACAGAGUAAGGAAAGAACUCCACAAAACAGCAAGAAAAGCUUUGGAAGCCUCAGCCAAUAUUUUUCAAAGAGAGAAAGAUAGAGAACCACACAGCAAGUGUAAUGUGGAGGAUCAUGAGUUUCCAAUGUGGCUUCUGUUGAAGAAAACCCAGUCGCCUGAAAAAAUGGUCCGCCUGGAAGCUGUGGAAAGCUUGGCUAAGAUCCAUCAUUGGCAAGAAUACCAGUAUAGAACAGUGGCACAAGCAUGUGAUAGAAGAACAAUUAUUGGCUUGGCCAGGAGCAAGGACACAGACCUUCGUUUUUUCCUUCCACCUCCAACAUUGCCAAAAGCAAAUGAUGAUUAUUCCAUAGAAGAUAGACUACGUCAUUUGCUGUCUUUCCUACCUCAAAGUGAACUUGACCAAUGUAUAAAGUACUUUACAUCGCUGGCACUAAGAGAGAGUACCCAAGCAUUAGCAGCUCAACGGAGAGGUCUGUGGUGCUUUGGUGGGAAUGGACUGCCAUAUGCUGAAAGUCUUAGCACAGUUCCUUCUGAAAAGUUGGAAGUGUUCAGCUUGCAGGCUUUAUUAAAGCAUUCUAAGAUCUCUUCUCAUGUCGACAAGAUCGUGUCAAAUGGCGGCCUGCAGCUGCUGCAGAGAAUAUAUAUGCUUCGUAAGGAUUCUCAGAAAAUACAAAGAAGCAUUAUGCGCAUUAUAGGAAACCUGGCCUUACAUGAGCAUCUGCAUGUAGAUAUAGUGGACUCAGGCUGGGUCUCACUCUUGGCUGAAGCCAUGAAAUCUCCAUAUGUUAUCCAGUCUUCACAUGCUGCUCGAGCACUGGCUAAUGUGGAUCGUGAAACGGUUACCGAAAAAUAUCCGGAUGGUGUUUACAUUCUACACCCACAACAUAGAACAAGUCAGCCAGUAAAAGCAGAUGUCCUAUUUGUCCAUGGUUUGUUGGGAGCAGCAUUCAAAACAUGGCGUCAACAAGACCGGGAUCAACCACUGGAUGAUGGCACUUCCCAGGAAGAUGACUAUACGGAAUGUUGGCCUAAGGAUUGGCUUGCAGCAGAUUGCCCAGCAUUAAGAAUUAUUUCUGUGGAAUAUGACACUCAUAUAAGUGACUGGAAAGUUAAGUGCCCAGCAGACAGAAAGUCUAUGGCCUAUAGAAGUACUGAACUUCUUAGCAAAUUAAAGACUGCUGGUGUUGGGGAACGACCAAUAAUAUGGGUAUCACACAGCAUGGGAGGUCUGCUGGUGAAAAAAAUGUUGGUAAAUGCCUCUAAGGAUGAAGACAUGCAUGAUUUAGUGAAGAAUACACUUGGAAUUGCAUUCUUUAGUGUUCCCCAUCAUGGAUCUCGACUAGCAGAAUAUUCUGUUAAUGCAAGGCUGCUGCUGUUUCCAUCAGUAGAGGUUAAGGAGCUAAGCAAAGAUUCACCUGCACUAAAACAGCUAAAUGAAGAGUUCCACGAAAUUGUGAAAAAUAAGAACUUCAAAGUAGUGAGUUUUGCAGAAAAAUUGCCAACUCGUAUAGGCAGUAUGAUGAAAUUGCAUGUAGUGCCAGUAGAAUCAGCAGAUUUAGGCAUCGGUGAUCUCAUUCCCGUAGACGUUAACCAUCUUAAUAUUUGUAAGCCAAAAAGUAAGGACUCAUUCAUUUACCAACGCACCUUGCAGUUUAUCGUGGACGCUCUAGCAGGUGGUAUUGGGACACAAUGA